This is a messenger RNA of Colias croceus (clouded yellow), 1052 nucleotides long. RefSeq lists its product as uncharacterized. NCBI's taxonomy places the organism in Eukaryota, Metazoa, Arthropoda, Insecta, Lepidoptera, Pieridae. The coding region runs from base 98 to 865 and encodes 255 amino acids. The record is from RefSeq and is a predicted model, not a curated record. Gene Ontology annotation, cellular component: extracellular region. The transcript is spliced from 2 exons. Gene Ontology annotation, molecular function: chitin binding.
GAUGCGAAAUACGUAAGUUCAAAAGAAAGUAACUGAUGCUGUUAGUUGAACAGUGGUCGUAAAGAGACGAGGUGUGGUGUUCAAUCUGAGUUUAAAAAUGUGGAAAUAUAAUUCAGUGUGGAUAUGUUUGUCUCUGAUCCUGCCGAUUAAUAGCGCAAGAGUAACGAACUUUUACACGAAUAAAUUAGACUGCGGUCCAUAUGGUUUUGUCUGCGAUGGAGUAUCUCGAUUAAGAAUUUGUGAGGAAGGCAACAUGCUGGGUCCAGCUUUCUUGUGUCCAUCAAAUACAAUAUGCAAUGAAGAAUCCAACGAAGUUUGCGAGAAUAUUGGCAAUUAUAUCGAUCCAGUCCUAACGAAAAACGUUCGAUGCUACCGCAACGAGCGGAUAGCAGACCCAAAUGUACCUGGCUGCAAAGGCUACAUAUUGUGUAUACCGAAUAAAAAUCGCUUUCAAGGUCUCAAAUUCCAAUGCACGGGACGCACAGUUUUUAACGGCUAUACAAGGGCAUGCACCUCGCCAGACAAAUACAGAUGUCCUAUGGGAAAUAACACUUCUGUAUCAAACAAGUUUUAUUCCGAUGGUAACAAGAAGGGAGAUACACAUCGUAUUAAUGGCAAUGGAAUAGGUCAGUAUGGAACUAGAGUGAAGCCAGUCGAAUGUGAAAACUAUAACUUUGCUGUGACCGAUGACGAAGGGCCCGUGCGUGUUACAUACUUCUGCCCCCAGAGACCAGCAAAAGGAGAAUAUACCAUUCGAUGCACACUGUUCUCAAACAAUUUUUGUAUUUCAUUGGAAAAGGAUGAGGAAGAUCAAUUUUUACAAGGCGCUGGAACAGCAAACAGACGACCUCGAGAAAAUGUUUAAUUUUUUUUUAUGUUAUGACAUAUUCUCAAAUAAUAUAAGACUGAUCAUUAUGUAAAUUUUAUAAUAAUAGUACUAUUUUCUAGUAUUUCUUCAGAAACUAUUUAUUGCAUUAAUUAUUUUAUUAAGUAUGUACCUUAAUAACAUUAUUAUUAAAUAAAACCAGCUAAUUAUGUACUCAGUAAUUUAU